Messenger RNA from Drosophila sechellia, 7042 nucleotides. It is a transcript of the gene tinc, whose product is annotated as transmembrane protein tincar. The transcript is spliced from 10 exons. NCBI's taxonomy places the organism in Eukaryota, Metazoa, Arthropoda, Insecta, Diptera, Drosophilidae. The record is from RefSeq and is a predicted model, not a curated record. The coding region runs from base 798 to 5309 and encodes 1503 amino acids.
AUUCGUAUGGACGUGACGUCGCGGCUCGUGAGUGCGGCACUUUUCUAGCGGGACUUUAAGCUCAGUGUGUGUGUGUGCGCGACAGUGCGUCGGUGUGUGUGAGUGUUUACCCACAAAACUGUGUUACAAUUUUCGCAGCAACUAAUGCUCAAGAAGAGGAAAUAUUAUUAAAUAUACUAGUUGGUGAUGAAAAACAAUUAGUUCAAACAAAGUUGCAAAGCUUAAGACUGCUCAAACGGGAGAAUGGCCGCUGCACCGGCAAAACAUAUCAAAGAAGGGAUUAUUUUGGACUGAAAAAUUCACUUUAAAGCCGCUCAAGAACAAAAACCCGUGACAGCAUCGACUACAACAAAUUGAAGCCAACCAAUCGGAACCAACUUUGAGGCAAAAGUGCGUUACGGUUCCGCCAAUUAAUAUCGAUGUCACAGCAAAUCAGUGCCAAUCAAAGUGUGGGAAAUCGACACGAAUUUCCACAAAUAUGCGCCGGCAAAUAGAAACGUCGGACGUUAUAAUGAGCCAUAUCAGCGGACAAAUAUUACCCACUGGAAUGGGAAAUGGGAAAAACAAUAAGCAGCCUCAUCAUCACGAUCAUCAUCAUCAGCAGCAGCAGCAACAGCAGCACUUGAGUAAAUAGAAAACCAGUGUUCAGAAUCAAUACAAAAUCAAUAUAAAUAGCGAUAGACAGAAAUUGAUUGUCAACAUUAUUCGCUGUCGCGCAGAGCAAUAAAAACCCGACUAGCAAAGACAAAAGCCAUCGGAGCGUCGAAAGCCAAACAAAGCCCAGUCCACCAACGAAGAUGGGUGGCAAGCACCAGGGAUCUGGAGCAGGAGCCUCCUCCGGAGGCGGCAGCCUCAACUCUAGCCUCUGCAACUCCGUAAUGACGAACGCCACAACGGCGAGCAGCAGCCUCACGCAGCAGCAACAGCAACUCCAGGCCAAGUAUAUCAAGUCCAAGCGCCACCAGAGCCGCUACACCAGCCUCCAGCACUCCGGCCACGAUUCCGGCAGCUAUCUGCACCUCAACUCGCUAUGGUCGAUCUGGUAUGGUGUGCUGCUCACCCUGUUCCAAGGAUACUUGGCCAUGCACGGAGCCUACAGGUUCUUGGGAUGCUCUCUGAUACCCUGGAAAAUCGAGCCUGUAGCCGAACUCAAUCUGCAGAUUGUCCUUUCUGGAGUGGUGUUCAUCCUGCUGCCGGUCUUUUUUACAUCUGCCGUAUUUAAGGUUGGCAACUUGGCAAACGACGGAAUUAAAUUGGCCACAGGUGCCAGGGAGCGGCGCUGCACCCUCUCGCCGCACGAUGGUCUGGAGGAGGAGUCGCGGGGCGGAACCCUUCGAGCCCUUUGGACACACGGCGGACCCACGGCGGCCUUCGUCCACAUCCUGAUUGCAUUCUGCCUGCUGCUGCCGCGUUUGCUGCUCGAGGCUCGCAUCAUUGAGAACGGAUUGCUGCCAAAAGAGCAAAUUUGGGCCACUGAAUUGGACUUUGUUGUGAUCAAUCGACGCAAUUUGAUGGCCAUGUCGGUGGUGGGAGCCACACCCUUUCCCAGGCACCACCAGCCGUCGAGCCAGCAGCAGUCCCUCCACCAGCAUGGCAGACUAAACUUGACUGCAAACAGCUUGGAACAGGACGAGGAGGACUACUUCAACGAUACCAUGUUCACGGCCAUCCGUGGAGUGCCAGCCGGGGGCAAUAACAAUUUGUUCGAUCUGCGACCCGAUAGGAUGGCAAACGGCAGGAAGGCGGCCAAGACGACGGCGACGACCAGGACAACAACCACCGCCAAUAAACUGGAUGCAGGCAAGGGCCAAUACUUUGAAGUGCCCGAUUUAAUUAAUCAAGAUAUCGACGAGGAGGAGCGCCAAGAGCUGGAGGAGGCGAUUCGUGGCGAGGAAGAUGAUGGAGAUGAAGGUGUGGGUGUCGGCGAAGAGGGAACCGUCAUCAUGCCAGAUUUCGAUGAGUUGGCGCCAAGAACCGCAGUUGGAACGUCAACCACAACGGCUAAGGCGUCCUCUGACGCCGACAAGUUAAAUGUGGAAAAUUGGCAACAGCUAGGAACUCUGGGCAAAGCGGACGCAUCGAGCAGCUCCAGUAGCACAACAUCUACCACAACAACAACUACGACAUCGACAACAACCACUGCAGCCACAACAACUAGAACAAGGGGCACCACCACUACCACCACUAUUAAACCGAUGGAGAUAACAACCAGCAGACAACCAGCACAUCACCAUCAUGGAAAAUCCCGCAAACACCACAAACUUCACAAUAAACAACGUCAACAGCAGCCACCGCGUCGCCAUCACGUGGCCUCCCACGAGCAGGCGAUCCUCGAGAGCUUUCCAGAGGAGGAAACCACCACGCGCGACAGCAGCAUUCAUCGCGUAAGACCCGAAGUCCUGCCAGAGCUACCGAUUCCCUCGACGCCCGUCUCGGCCUCCAACUCCAAGAUCAUUGCCAUCAAAGCGAAGAACCAGAAACGCAGGAUAUCCAAACGGGCUGCCGGAGUUGAAAUCGAGCCGGAAUAUCUGCUCGGUGAUGCCAAUAUAAAUUCCAGCGAAUUCGUUGCCAAAUCGAAUGAGGAGGAGCCAGAGGAGAACGAGGACUUCGAGCUGGAGGAUGGUGAUUUUCAGGCAGUGCCCGCCCUGACGCCUGCACCUCCUGCCGAACCAAACGGUCCGAAGCCAGGGCAGGAUUACGUCCGACUGGAUGGCUUUGCCGGAAUGCUGCAGCUCUUCUUUGGCAUUGAUAAACCCAUCGAUGUGGCAAUUUUCUCCCAGCCACCCAGUGCCGAGUUUGUGAACCUACUUUUCGCCCUGUUGGUGUGGUCCGUUCGGUAUCCGGCCGUUUUCUGGAAUACCUCAAAGGCCUUUGCCUGCGUUUUCAGCCUCCAGAUGGUGGUGGCCGCCCUGGACAUCAUACUGGGUUAUGUGGGCAUCUCGAAUCUGUACAAGCUGCAGAUCUACGCCGAGGCCAUGCCGGUUCAUCAGCCGGGACUCAUCCUGAAUGCAGUGGUCACUUUGGCUUUGUAUCUUUUGUCCACCGCUUUGGUGUUGGCCUCUUCCAUGGUCAUGUACUUGUACGGACACGGACGUCUGGCCACCCGGAUGCGGGAUCGCUCCAUCAUCACUUUGAAGACCCACCAAACCUGGAUCUACUUCGCCCACUGCGCUUCCUUGUGCUUCGUCCUCGCCUUGGCGGUGGUGAAGGCUCCGCUACUCAACGAUCUCAGUGCCACCUACAAGAACAAUCUCCACUGCCCCACCUUCCUAGCAGCUCUGGUCGGAGUGACACACCUGCUGCUAUGGAUUGUCAUCUGGCUCUGCCUGACCAUCAAGCGGCGCUGGCACUUUAAGCUGCCUCCAUUGGACAGCACUUACGGCGGACUACUGGGAAAGUCCAGUGCCCAGCCGCUCCUGAUGUCCAGUGGCCAGCGCACGGGGAGCAACUCGAGCAGCAGUGGCUGCAACUCGACCAGCACCACGGUGAAUGGUGGUGACUCCAAGCCGGACAUGAUGAGCACGGCCACCAGCACGGAACUGGGAAUGGGCAUGGGCAUGGGUGGGGGCAUCAAUGGGGGCAUGGGCGGAACGGGCAUGGGACUGGCCGCCCAGGAGGACAUCUAUUGGCCCAAGCUGACGCCCAGUUCGCCCAAGCUGAAGGUCACCUUCAACGAAGUUACGAGUACGUCUGAUGAUGUCCUACUAAUUGGUGACCAAGAACAAACUGAUGGCAAGCGCCAUACGAGCCGUGGAGCCUCGGUAUGUUUUGCCAGUGCUACGGGGGAAGUUGACGACGGCGAGUACGCGACAUUAAGGGCAGCCACCGCCGGGGCCGUCGUGGGCAUCACCAUGGGCAGCAUGAAGAGGGGCGUCAGCAACACCUCAGUGGGGGUAAGUCUGCUCCACCUUUCCGAGUACGACGAACUUCCUCCGCCGCCGCCGGCCAACCAUCACCAUCAGCAGCAACAGCAGCAGCGGCAGGCCCAUUCCUUUGCCCAUGGACAUCCCCACGACUAUGCGAACCUGAGCGGAUUGGGUGGCAUCAGUGACGACAACAUCUCCGAGGAGGGCAAGCUGCUGGCCUGUGUGCGCGAUGACAGCAUCACCUACGCAUCCACCAGGGACUUGGAGCCACCACAGCCGUCGGCCCAGGCACCACCACCACCUCCACCGCUGCCCAUGAAGGGAGCACCCGUUCCUCAGCCACCAGCGGUAAUGCCCCACUCUGCCGGCAUCUACGGACGCGCUCCUCAAGCAAUGCCCGAGAUGAUGCAGUUGUCGCCCGAGCAUCACCACAAUCCACUUCAGCAUUCGCUGCAGCAUCCACAGCACCAUCCUCUUCAGCAGCAGCAGAAGCAGCAGCCACCACAGCAUCCCCUCCAGCAGCAGGGCAAUCCGCACCAGCAUCUAGUCAGCCCCUUGGCUCCGGUCACGGUCGCAGUUCACACCAACGAAGCGCAUAUUGCAUCCAGUUCCACACCCCGUUGCCUGCGUCGCGCCGAUUCGGGCGUUCCCAACGAGGCGUUGACACCGCGCAGCGACACCACCUCCACCACCGAAAGUACCAACACCACGUCACCGCCGGAACGCGCACCCUCCGAGUCCUCCAGUGGCGUCCACUCGGGCGAGGAGCGUGAGCUGGAGGUCAUCAUCCGGCCAAGGGCCAACAGCAAGCCGCCGCCUCGCCCGCCACAGCCGCCGAUCCAGGAGGAGCCCUACGGCCGCUGCACCAACAUGCGCAUGUCCAGCUUCAAUGCGGAUCCCGCCGCCACCUCGUCGGCGGUCAUCAAUAGUGCCACAUUGCCGCCGCAGCGUUCGGUGCCGGAGCAGAAGUUCGACUAUACGGCUCACUGCAGCACAAUGCCACUGCCGGUGGGCUGUCACAGCCAGCAGCUCGCCGGGAGCGGUAAUGGUUAUGCCUCGACCUCGGCAAUGACCAGUUCCAUGGGCGGUGGCGGUAUGCCACCACUGCCGCCAUCGCAGGUCUCCAGCUUCAUGACGCCCAACAGCAUGCAUUACGCCAAUGCCUCAGUGGCCCUCGGAAAUGGUAGUGGUCAACAGCAGCCGCACACUACGCUGCCAAAUGGAGUGCGCUACUCCAAUCCGCACUUUCUGCGCCGCCUGCCGCACGUGACCAAGGCGGCGGAGUCGCCCUAUGGACACCUGGGCUACGGAGCUGGUCACCACGCCUUCGCAAAGCUGCCGCACGAGACGCAUCCCACGAUUCCGGAGGAUCGCGACUCCGCCAACUACUCGAUGGCCUCCGACCAGGAUUGCGGACUGUAUGUGACGGCCCAGCUGCACUAGGAUGACAAGGGAUCCCCCUUAAUUUAUACUAUGAUCUUAGACUCAGAGCAUUGCGCACCAUGUAUUAGCCCUUAAAGUCAAAAGUUAAAGUCUGAUUGCUCUGCGGCAUGGAACACUAAAACUUGUAUUGAGUGUCGUGGUGCAAUCGGUUUUUAAACCCAUAGCCUUACCAUUUUGCAAUGCCGCAAGUCCCAAGAUCCCAUUCGCUCUAAGUUAGCUUCUCGGUUUUUGUACAGCUCCGGGCGCCCAGAGAAGCCAUACCAAAUCCACUAAUCUUCCAAAGGAUCAGCUGGUUACCGGACCCCAAAUGAAUUAAAUUACUUCUCGUUUGCUUUGCCUUGACGAUGAUCCACUCAAGUGUGUAGCGCUAAUUGCCACCCAAAUGACCCACUAAAAAAAUUGAGAAUUGAAGCUUAACUAUAUCUACAUCUAAACUACACCUACAUCUACGGCUAAAUCUAAAUCUAAUAUAUAUUUAUAUUUAUACAUGCUAUGCUCGUAUACAAUGUGUAAGAUAAUAAGCUAAUCGAGUUUAAGUAAUCAAUGUAAACUAAAGUUUAUCAUAUCAUAUAUGAAUCGAUAGCUAACUGUAAGACCCUAAACAAAUAUUAAGGCGAAAAGAAUAAAAUAUCAUAGCUCGAUCUUGUGCAAGCACUCAAAGUAUUUUCCCCUAAGCAAUUUCUCUUAUCAAACAAACGAAAAAUGGAAUGAACAAAGGCAUACGAAUUUAAGCAGCAAUUCUAUGGUUUUUAUUGUAAGGUUAAACUGUAAAGUGGUACAUCGUAAUUUUAUGGCACUAACUAGCCAACACGUUAUGCUUCAGCUAGUCGGCAUAGAGGAUAGAGGAUAGACACCCAGCAAGGCUUUGGCAUAUGUAUUUUUUAUGGUCUCUCAACGCUUACCGUUUAAGAUGAAUGUAAAAUGUAAUGUAACAAAGCGACAAUAUGAAUACUAUCUAAUGUAUGAUACGAAUGAAUACUAGCCACGCCCCAUACAUAUCUCACACGCACAAGACUUUUGACCUCAUCCCACUGCACCCGCUUACUUUUGAUUUUGAUUUUUGUGCCCCGCGUAAUUAGAUAAAUGUACUCCUAUUUUGGAUCGGGGUCAAUAAUUGCUCUGGUAUCAUAUCUAAUAUAAAGAAUGGAUUCAGUUGCUGACCCUUUUGGUAGAGCAUUACUAUAGCCGGUCGUAUUUAUUUUUGUUGUCAAGACUGAUUAGUAAUAUAAUACAUUUUGAGAAGCACACCCAUCACACAGAACUUGAACGAUCCGAUGUUGGCUUGAGAAAUUCAUAGCAUUGAUACGAUAGUGGAUAGGCCAUAAAUAUAGUUUAGUAUGUCGUCAUUAACUUGGUUCCUUUGAGAAACGCACUAAACUACACGAGGUAUGAACGAUUAAGAAAGAACACUUUUGUAAAAUAAUUUCCAAUUAAUUAAAGAAGAAUUAUUCAAUUGAAAUAUCCAAAAGAAAUACUAAGUAUGCCCUUUAAGAACAUUAUAAACACUUGAGUUAUAUACUGGGUCUAUUUUUUUGCGCAACAGAGCAAAAUCUGUAAAUGAAAGUAAGGUUACGCCCAGUAUCCCAAGAUAUGGCGCAUGCAUACACAAAACAUUUAUGUUUCACAAUAUAAAUAAAUAAAUGUUUAAAUUAUUUAUAUAUACAAUAUACGAAUUAAAUGGUUUAUCAAUGGUAAAUAAAGAAAUACCACCGCUUUAUGUAAAAUCCCAAAAA